Molecule: messenger RNA, 3168 nt
Organism: Monodelphis domestica (gray short-tailed opossum)
Lineage: Eukaryota; Metazoa; Chordata; Mammalia; Didelphimorphia; Didelphidae
Gene: LRRC10
Product: leucine rich repeat containing 10
Cellular component (GO): cytoplasm
Molecular function (GO): protein binding
Source: RefSeq, a predicted model, not a curated record
UCCACAGCAGGUUAUAAUGGGAGCGAAGGAGACAGCAGUGCAGCGCUCCCUAGCCCUGCUUCUGUGGGCGGCGGCUGCUCGCCAUGCCCCCGGCCUCACGAUGGGCAACACCAUCCGGGCCCUCAUCGCCUUGGUCCCCACCAGCGGCUGCCAGAACUACCUGCUCGGAGAGCUCCAGGAGAUGCCCUUGGACAAGAUGGUGGACCUGAGCAGCAGCCAGCUGCGCCGGUUCCCCUUACGCGUGUGCUCUUUCCGGGAGCUGGUCAAGCUCUACCUGAGCGACAACAACCUGAGCAGCCUGCCCCCGGAGCUGGAGCAGCUGCAGAACCUGCAGAUCCUGGCCCUGGACUUCAACAACUUCAAGGCUCUGCCCCGCGUCGUGUGCACCCUGAGGCAGCUCUGCAUCCUCUACCUGGGCAACAACAAGCUGCGCGACCUGCCCCCCGAGCUCAGCUGGCUGCAGAACCUCCGCACCCUGUGGCUGGAGAACAACUCUCUCACCCAGCUGCCCGACGUGGUCUGCGAGCUGAGCCUCCUCAAGACCCUGCACGCGGGCUCCAACGCCCUCCGCCUCCUCCCCAGGCAGCUGAGCCGCUUGCAGGAGCUUAGGACCAUCUGGCUGUCGGGCAACCUGCUGAGCGAUUUCCCGGCCGUGCUCCUCCACAUGCCCUUUCUCGAGGUGAUCGACGUGGAUCGCAACAACAUCUCCCACUUCCCCAGCCUGCUCCACCUGGCAGGCCUCAAGCUGGUCAUCUACGACCACAACCCCUGCAGGAAUGCCCCCAAGGUGGCCAAGGGGGUGCGGCGCGUGGGCCGCUGGGCUGAGGAAACGCCCGAGCCAGACCCCAGGAAAGCCAGGCGGCUCCGGAUGGCCAAGGAGGAGGAGGCUGAGGAGGCGCAGGCAGCCGCUCCCCCUGCCCCUCCUCCUCUACCUCCGCCCGCCGGAGAGGACCCUUGAGCAGCAGCUCCCCUUCUCUCUGGCCCGCUUGUACGCGGCGGAUUGCAGGUCGGUUCCUUCAGGAGACUAGGGGCAGAGGCUGGCUUUUGUCCUGCCAGCCUCAGCCCUUAACACGGUGCCUGAAUGGACUAAGCGUCAAGCGCUAAUAAACGCCUAGUGACUGGCUUCACGUCGGACCAACUCCGGUCCACUCUCGAUUCGAACUUGUCCGAAUUCCUUCUGCAUAAAGAAACCCCUGGGAAACGAGGGCUCUUCUUACUCCCAAGAAAACGCAAUGUCCCACAGGGAGCCUUCCUCCUGGUGGGCGGGACCGCUCUCUACCCCAGCUCACCGGAAAAGGGCCUGAACCUCGCUGGGCAUCACUCCUCCUCCCCUUGGGAUGCUGCACUCUCUGAGCCCAGAAUCUGGAAAUGUGUUCGGAGAGAGAGCCCCGUCGGGGUGCAUUUAUUUAGCCCAGCCCAGUCCCGCUAGCCGGGCGAACAAUGCCUGGAAUCUACCGGGCGGGGGCUUGGUAAGUCCUCAGGACAGCUCAACUGGAUUCUCCCUAGAGAUGCUUUUGUUGGAAUAAAUCAAGCCCUCACUUCUCAGCUUGCCAGCCUGGGGCUUGCUUCAGUGAAACUAAGCUAUUAAAUGCUGGAGAUGGGAAGAAAUUCGGGGAGAUAUGUGAAGAGAUGAAAAGAGAAACUCCCCACUAUGCUUACAUUUUAAAAGCCAGAGCCACGCAAUCAAGAGAAAACAAGCAUGCACGUGAAACAAACCCGAGGGGAACUCCCGGGCAGAGGAGCUUUGAGUUAGCACGCACACAUCAUUGCAUCUUUUAUGCAUGCUUAGCUCCAUGGUUCUUGGUGGUAGAGGUGGUUACUAAGCAUAUAAUUUUUAAAAUAUGCUGUUAAAAAAAGAAACGAAGGUAUUGUCAGAGUUUCCAUUCAUCCCUCCCAAGCAGAUGACAAUUUAUCUGCCUUCUCCUUCUCCGUGUUCUUUGUCCUUCCAAUCAACAGUCCAUGGAGGAUCUGGUUCAGGUUCUGGAGCGGCACAGUACAAAGAGUCCUGGAUUUGAACUCUGGUCCUGCUGCUUGUUGUGCGCAAGGCUCCUCCAUCUGAUUUUUAGAUUGAGCUAUAAAAUGAAUCAAGUGCUCUCACUGGUUUCUAAGGGUUCUUCCCAUUCCAGAUUCUACAAACUGAACAAGGUCACGCCGACUCUGGGGAGGUUUAGCCUCUUCUCGAAGCCUGACCAGCCAUGCCGCUCAGGUUAGUGGGUAUUAAGGAGCUACCCCCAAAGGCACUAUUCUCACUAGCCCAGGGAUGUGUGUGUGUGUGUGACAGGCUAAUGUGUUCCUUCCUUCGUUGGGCUGAAAUGAAUCCUGCCGGACGCACUUGGACACUUAAAGUGGUGCUCCCAGCAUGGUCUUCCGCCGCGGCCGACUCAGUCACGGAAAAAUCUUUCUCCUGACGAAGCCGGUACUAUGAGCCGUUUUUUCACGGUAGCGCAAAGCCCCCGCUACUGCCCCCACAGAGCUGCCACGCCCCAACGGACACUAAUGAACCGGAAAAGGGGUUCGGCCGAGUUAGCUCACUCCCCAGCAGACUCCAUUCAGUGGCUGUGCCCAGCUCUUUAAUGUCUUUCACGGUCUUAGAGGAGACCGUCUGGAAAGUAGAGCUUCUCCCGCUCUCACUAAAGUCAUGCCUACCCUGGUAGGUAUUCCGGCUGAGGCUCAGAGCUCGCUGAAGUCAAGGAGACCCUGGCCAGCUCUCGUGGUUGUGGAGGCUCAUUUCAGCCAGGAAAUUCACUUCUGAGCAAAGUCGGGCUCUUGGUGGAAGGUCACACAUUUAUUUAUUCACUUGUUUAAGGGAGGAAAUGCGGAGGAGUAAGUGUGAACUGCAGAUUGCAUUCGGCAGAAGAAUAGCCCAUUGAGAAAGUGUUCUGCUUCAAUUGAGUUUGUCGGGAAUGUCGAUAAGCAUUGUCCAUCCUUCCAGCUACCGAAAUAAAGCAAUGAUCUUCAGGCGCGCGCCCACUGUUUUUCUCUUUCCUUCCUGUGAAAAAACCAUCCACUUCAGGCCACCGUAGUCAUUGGCUUACUUAUUAGCCACACAGGAACUUGGGAAUGUGUUCCAACGGUCAAUCUCCCACGAAAGCAUGUAAUUUAAUUUAGCAAUAAUUAAUUAACAAUGGGAAUUAAUAAAUAAUUAAUAAUGGAAAGAUUAUUUCAAAA